This is a messenger RNA of Cavenderia fasciculata, 1605 nucleotides long. RefSeq lists its product as uncharacterized. The transcript is spliced from 3 exons. Lineage: Eukaryota; Evosea; Eumycetozoa; Acytosteliales; Cavenderiaceae. The record is from RefSeq and is a predicted model, not a curated record. The coding region runs from base 1 to 1605 and encodes 534 amino acids. Gene Ontology annotation, molecular function: pseudouridine synthase activity; RNA binding. Gene Ontology annotation, biological process: pseudouridine synthesis.
AUGAUUGAAAGAGUUAGAUUAGAUAAGUUAUUAUCAAACUUGGGUCUAUGUACACGUAGUAAAGUACAACAAUUCAUCAAUGCAAAUAAAGUAACCUAUCAAGGUCAAAAGGUGUCUCCAAAGGCAAAGGUCGAUGUAGAGGAUAUUAGAGUAAUGGGAAGAAAGGUUGAUCAUCCUGAAUUGUUGACGAUAGCAGUACAUAAACCAAUUGGUUACGUUUGUUCAAAUUCAAGAGAGGAUGGUGAUCACAAGAUUAUAUAUGAUUUAUUACCAAAAGAAUUUGCAGAUAGAUCACCUACACUGUCAAUAGCAGGUAGACUUGAUAAAUGGGUUACUGGAUUGGUUGUGAUGAGUCAGAAUGGAAAGAUUGUGGAACGUAUCAUUACUCCUAAAGACGAUAAGAUGGGCAAGGUGUACGAGGUGGUUUGUGAGAGCAAGUUUAAUGGCACCGAGGCGGACGAGAUGGCAUCGGGUAGAGUACAGUUGAGAAGUGAGGAUGGACCAUGCAAACCUGCUCAUUUUGAAGUGGUCGAUCAAGAAAAUAAGAUGGCACGUCUGACACUCUACGAAGGCAAGUACCAUCAAGUACGUCGUAUGAUGUCGGCCGUUGGCAACAAGGCUAUAGGUAUUCACCGCACACAAGUCGGUCCGAUUCAAUUGGGUGACUUGGAGGUUGGAAAAUGGCGUAUCCUAUCAAAAGAGGAGAUGGAGUUGUUGGAGGCAAUCCAAGUGUCCAAACCAGCCAUCACUAAAAAUUUGUACAGAAGAAAGGCAAAAGAAGAUGCACGCGAUGAAGCAGAGUUGGAUGACAAGAUGACUAUGAAACCAGGUCAAAAGGAAAUGGAAAUAUUCGAAGAGUAUGAAGAGACUGUAGACUUGGACUUGAAACAAGUCGAACAAGAUGAAGAGUAUCAAAGAAAAUUACAAGAUCUAAUUGAUGAAGAUCAUCAAUUUGGUAGUGGUAGAAUUAAAUCAUCGUCAUCAACGACGACGGCCACAACCAAACCCUCAACAUUAUAUCAAUAUAAAACAAUGACUGAAAUGGAGAAUGAUUAUGAUGAUGAUUUUGAAAAUGAAGAUAAUGAUGAUAAUAAUAGAGAAAUACCAGAAAGACAAAUGACAACACGUAAACAACAACAACAACAAGAAGCAGAAUUGAUAGAAGGAGAUAUUCAAGAUGACAUGAUUGUAGAUGAAAAGAGACAUUUGACACGUAGACAAGUAAAACAAAAGAUUAGAGACCAGAUUAUGACUGCUCAAAGGGGAUCCAAGUUUGAUGAGAUUGGUCGUCUUGGAUCAGUCGAUUUAAAUUCAGAUUAUGACACUAAUACAGCUGUAGAAGAGUUGGUACAAGCCAUCACAACACCACAAGAUGAUCUACGUGUUGCUGCAGGUCUCUCAAAAACUGGAACUGAUAGAUUAAAGAAAUUAUAUGGUGGUGUAUUUAAUAAUGAGCCAACUGAACAACAACAACAACAAUCAUCACAAGAUCAAGAAGAUAUGAUGCAAGAUCCAUCAGAACCAAAAACAAGAAAACAAUUAAUCAAAAAUCUAAAAUCAAUUUCAUCAAAUAGUUAUAACAAAUUUAAUCGAAAUAGAAAAUAA